This is a messenger RNA of Trichoderma gamsii, 465 nucleotides long. RefSeq lists its product as hypothetical. The record is from RefSeq and is a predicted model, not a curated record. The transcript has a single exon. Lineage: Eukaryota; Fungi; Ascomycota; Sordariomycetes; Hypocreales; Hypocreaceae. The coding region runs from base 1 to 465 and encodes 154 amino acids.
AUGGAGCCUGUAGUUAAUGCAGCUACUAUAGCCAUAUUCCGAUCUCUAAUCAGCACUAUACGAACCGGGGCGUUCGAAGUCGAAAUACAUCGCCUGGAGCUCGACAUUCUCCAAGUACGCCUCUCCCGCCAAAUCGAAGCUUUCAGCACCAUCAACAAUAUGGAAGCCAUGCAAAACAACUUGCAAGCAUACGAAGAACAACAACGACAAUUAGCGGAAAUCAUCGCUGCAGUCCAGCAUAUCCUCUCCAUUGCCCAGCAGGACGCUACAAGGAUUAGAGGCAAUGUCGCUGAGGGGGCCAGUGUUGGCGGCAGCCUCCUGGCCUUCCUCGAUAAGUGCAGGGCCCAAAAAGCGAGAGCAAUCAGCAGAAUGCAAUGGGCUAUUUACAGAAGAGAUCGCUGUGAAAGGAAUCUUGCAGCUAUUACUGCGCUGAUUGUCGAGUUGGAGAGAUUAGCCAGCCGCUAA